Molecule: messenger RNA, 831 nt
Organism: Kwoniella botswanensis
Lineage: Eukaryota; Fungi; Basidiomycota; Tremellomycetes; Tremellales; Cryptococcaceae
Product: orotidine 5'-phosphate decarboxylase
Exons: 3
Coding region: 1-831 (276 amino acids)
Biological process (GO): 'de novo' pyrimidine nucleobase biosynthetic process; 'de novo' UMP biosynthetic process
Molecular function (GO): orotidine-5'-phosphate decarboxylase activity; orotate phosphoribosyltransferase activity
Source: RefSeq, a predicted model, not a curated record
AUGUCGUCACCUCACCCUACUACCCUCAUCCCAUACUCUGAACGAAUCAAGUUCCACACCAACCCUACCGCCAUCAAGAUUCUGGAAAUCAUGGACAGGAAGAAAACCAACUUGGCUGUGUCGGUUGAUGUCAAUACUGCUAAAGAGGCUUUGGAGGUGGUUAGAAGAGUAGGUGCGAGUGUAUGUAUGGUCAAGACCCACUGUGAUAUCUUUGAAGACUUCAUUCCUGCCUUCACCGAAGAAUUGGUCAGACUUUCGAAAGAACUUGAUUUCGUCAUCUUCGAAGAUAGAAAAUUCGCUGAUAUCGGAAACACCGUCUCUCUCCAAUACUCCUCAGGCGUCCACAAAAUCGCCUCCUGGGCGGACCUCACCAACGCCCACUCGGUCCCUGGUCCAGGUAUAAUCGCGGGCUUAGCCAAGAUCGGUCAACCUCUUGGACGAGGUUUACUCCUUCUCGCCGAGAUGUCUUCAGCUGGAUCAUUGGCCGUAGGUGGAUAUACCGAACAAACAUUCAAAAUGGCUCAAGAUGCCGGUCGAGACUUCGUUAUUGGUUUCAUUGCUCAAAAUCGAGUCGAUCAAGCAGAUAAGGUUAAAGAAGGUGAAGACUAUUUGAUCAUGUCACCAGGAGUUGGAUUGGGUCGGAAAGGAGAUUCUUUAGGUCAACAAUAUAGGACUCCUAGAGAGUGCGUGGUGGAUUCGGGAGCGGAUGUGAUCAUUGUUGGAAGAGGUAUAUAUGGUGUGGAAGGUGGGGAGCAAGCUGUGAGAGAUGAGGCGGAGAGAUAUAGACAGGAGGGCUGGAAGGCUUAUGAAGAGAGGUUGGGAAGAAAGUGA